AUCUUUGAUAUCAAAUUGAAAUGGACAAUGAUAUUCUUUUUAACAGCUCUAAUUCUGCUUCAGUCAAGAGACAAAGACUAUAUCAGUUUUUGCUACAAGUUAACUGGAGAUCGUUUGUGUCUGGUAUAAUUGUUGGCAGUUCGUUAUCUGUACUGCUAAGUUUAUCUUUAUUUUUGAUCAUUGCACCAUACUUGAACGACAAACCAGAAGCGGAAAGUCCAUUAGCUGAUUCAUUCAAAGAUAUUGAUGGCAUAAAAAUAAGAUUUGGAAACUGGCAAUGGGGAUCGUGUUCCAAGACAUGUGGUAUUGGUGUACAGGAAGGGAUCAGAACCAGUAUAUGUCCACAGAAUGUUCAAUGUGUAGAUAAUGAAACGGAGAUUUUACGAAGACAUUGUAUUAGUGAACACUGUUCCGAUCAAGAUGAUAUAAAUCAAGCAUAUUCAGAUUUUGAAAAGGCUGUGGUAAAUGUUUUAGACCAACAUGCUCCUUUGAAAAAAAGAAAACAAUGUAAACAACCAGCACCAUUUAUGAACCAGGAGCUACGAAAAGCAGUGUAA
Mytilus trossulus (common blue mussel) is the source of this 557-nucleotide messenger RNA. RefSeq lists its product as uncharacterized. NCBI's taxonomy places the organism in Eukaryota, Metazoa, Mollusca, Bivalvia, Mytilida, Mytilidae. Bases 21 to 557 code for a protein of 178 amino acids. The transcript is spliced from 3 exons. The record is from RefSeq and is a predicted model, not a curated record.